AUGAUGUUUCUCAAGGCUCUUAUCGCCGGGUUGCUGGCCUCACCGGCUACUCUGGCUGCUCAGCUUACCAAGGUCAACUAUCCCAACGAUGCGAUGUCAAAAGUAGAUAUGUACAUUUAUGUUCCCGAUAAGGUCGUUGCCAACCCACCUCUCGUCGUCGUCAUCCACUCUUGUCAGUCCUCCGCGCAGGCCUACUUCCAGAACAGCCUGAUCCCCUGGCACCGCGGCUCCGAUAAUAAGGGGUACAUCACCGUGUGGCCGAGCAGUCCUCACAGCGGGACGUGUUGGGAUGUGUCUAGCAAGGCGACCUUGACACACGGAGGCGGGGGUGAUACCCAGGCUAUCUCUAACAUGAUCACGUAUGCGAUCUCGCAGUACAAGGUGGAUGCGAGCAGGGUGUUCGUGACGGGAGGAAGCUCCGGAGCUAUGAUGUCCAACGUUUUAGCGGCGACAUAUCCCGAGCAGAUCAAAGCACUUUCGCUGUACUCUGGGGUGCCAGCUGGCUGCUUCUUGUCGUCCUCCGGGGGCGUGGACCAGUGGAACUCCUCUUGCGCAUCAGGCCAAGUCAGCGCCACGGCAGAGGCUUGGGGAAAUGUUGCAAGGAACAUGUACCCGGGGUAUAAUGGGACCCGUCCAAAAAUGCAGAUAUGGCACGGUUCUGCGGAUGGGACGCUGAACCCACAGAAUUACAAGGAGGAAAUCAAGCAAUGGACGAAUGUCUUUGGCGUUAGCCAAACGCCCACUUCCUCGGUCAAGAACUACCCACAGUCAAACUAUCAGACUGAUAACUACGGCCCAAACGUUCAAGGCAUCUAUGCCACGGGGGUCGGGCACAGUGUGCCAUCUAACUUGACCGCGAGCGAGGAGUGGUUCGGUCUCUAG
Molecule: messenger RNA, 882 nt
Organism: Diaporthe citri
Lineage: Eukaryota; Fungi; Ascomycota; Sordariomycetes; Diaporthales; Diaporthaceae
Exons: 3
Coding region: 1-882 (293 amino acids)
Cellular component (GO): extracellular region
Molecular function (GO): hydrolase activity
Source: RefSeq, a predicted model, not a curated record